UCUUGCUGGUUCCCCUUUCGGAUGUUUCCUCCCCAGCUGAAGAGGCCGGCAGGCAGCCAGGAUGGGACACAGCUCACAAGAUCCCUACCUCUGCUGGACCACCAGGCUCCUGGGAGUCAUUAGCCUGCUCUGUGCCUGCAGCACUUUAGCCAAGAGUUCUGAAGCUCAUGGUUCUGGGAUUAAAGGUUUUAGAACCCGCACUUAUCUGAAGGCGAUCCGGGGUGGUUCGGUCUUGUUGCAAGUGAUCCAGGAGCCAGAGGAUCCCAAGAUAGAGGAGAUCACCUGGGGUGUCACCUCUGAUUCAAACUCCACAUACAUGCUGAGACUCCAGAAUGGAAAGGAAGAUCCACUGUGGUUCAGUCUCCAGGGCAAGUACAAGCAGAGGGUCCAGGUGCCCAGUAUGUCAUCCCUGAGGAUUAACAAUUUGACCUCACAGGACAGUGGGCAGUACUGGGCCCUGAUCAUGUUUCAGACGGGAAGAGAAAUUAAAGCAGUUUUCCACCUCACUGUGUACGAUCCUGUGCCCCUUGCCCAGAUCUGGACCACGUCAGCGUCCAUCACACCCAGCUGGUGCAAUGUCACUCUGGAGUGUGGGGCCCGAGAGGCUGUAGAGGUCCUGAGUGUAACCUGGGAGGUCCAGGGCCCCCACAGUGAGCAAGAGCAGAGAGGGGCUCCAGGACCCCCCAACCCCUGGACCCUGGCCCUGAGCCUGCCGCUGAGGCAGCCCAAUGUCAGCCUCACCUGUGUCCUCAGCAACCCAGUGGACCAGAAAAAUGCCACCUUACAGCUCCUUGACCUCUGUAGCCCAGACUCACAUGGAGAGCACCCAGCUGUCCUCAUGGGAGGCAUCCGAAUGGGUUAUGUGGCUGUGAUUCUGAUCCUUGCAUCUGGAAUCCGCCUUUGGAUGAUGCAUGAGAAGAUGAUGGAGAAGAGAAGAAGCAGGAAUUGAUGAACAACAUCUGGAAGAGAAGGGGCCUUGCCCUUGGUGUCUACAGUGAGGUCCUUAACCAAGGACAGGCCAUGAAGAUGGUUUCAUUGAAGGAAGCUGCAGAAGCCGGCACUUGGGAGAGACUGUGCUCUGAGCCUGACACACACAGACGCCCACCUGCUCCAGGUUCAGUCCAGCUCCAGAUGGCCCUGGAGAGUCCCCAUCUUCCUGAGCACACAUGGCCCUGUUCCUUCUUGUGACACCUCCCCAAGCUGCCUCCACCCUCAGGACCCUCAUGCCAGCCAAGCAAGGGCUCUUCCUCUGUGCUUGAUCUGGCUCCUGGUCCCUCAGUUUGAGAAGCCUUCCCAAAGCAAAUCCCCCUGACUGUGCAGGUGGCAAAUCCUCACCACCUCGGCUGUGUCACUGGUCUGUCCAGUGGGAACAUUGGCACAGGUGGUGGGACAGUGAAGAGAUAUGGACCUUGCCCAGAGGAGGGAGUCAAGAUGGGUUCUGCAGGCUGAACUGGGGGUCGGUGGAAGCAGCAUGCAUGAUGGGAGCCCUGGGUCCCUUACAGACCUGGUGUAGGACCCCCUUGGGUGUCAGGCUGUGUGUCUGUGUGUGUCUGUGUGCAUGGGGGAUGGGUGGGGGGUGUUGGGGAAGUGUCUAAUACACAGGAGACAUGGGACCAUAGCUCACCUGAACUUAGCUGUUGCCUAUUGCAAACUCAUCUCCAUGUCAAAUGCAAAAAGGAAUCCACAUUCCUCAGGCCCUCCUCAGGCUUCUCUUCUCCUGGCUCUGACCCCAUCAUAGGGUUUGUCUUAGGAAAUCUACACCAACACCCCCUGCCUUGGGAUGAAGGCCCUUGAGGAGAGUGGGUGUGCAGUGCCCCCCACACGCCCCUUAGUGAGGCUGCUGUGGGCUCUGAUGUGAGAAGCUGUGGGAAGUUCUGAGCCAGCCCUCUCAGGCCUCCUCCUGACCCUCACCCCCUGAUCCCUCUGGCCCCAAGCCCAAGGUCAGCUCCUCUGUGCUCACACACACCUCUCUGCCUGCCUUCUCCCUGUUCCUGCCCACACCCACCCCUACCUGCUGAAAUUCUUCCAUCUUCCCAAAUCUCACUUCUCAGCCUCCUGUUCUAAGGAGCCUGUCUGGACCCCAGAGUUUUGGACAUAGGCUCUCUUGAAUUUGGCCUCUUUCAACAUUUGAAAAUCAUUGAGGGCCCUGCCACAGUCUGUCCUGGAUGGGAGUCAUUUCUUAUCCACCGGAUUAAGGUAGGGCUCCCUCAAAAGGGACUGGGGGAGGCCAACGCCCAGGAGAACCCAUGCCUCUUCUCAUGAAGGAUCUUGACCCUUCUCCCCAUUUGCUUGUGCCUUGAGCACACGAAAUCGAAUGAGGGUGUUCUUCAUAAAGGGCCCUCAGCUACAGCCAGCAAGGAAAUGAGGACCUCAGUUUUAUAACAGCAAAGAACAGAAUUAUGGUGAAAACCUAAUGAGCGAGAAAUGGAUUCUUCCUUAGAGUAUCCAGAAGGGAACACAACCUGGAGACACCCUGACUUUAUUCCACAUCAGAUCUUGACCUCCAGGUCAGGGAGACAAUAAGCUGGUGCCAUGUCAAGACACUGAGGAUGUGGUGAUUGACUAUGGCAGAAGGAACAGAUGUCAUUCCAUUUUAUGGUUUCAAGUACUUUGGGUCCUCCAGAGUCUCCAGCCUGGGAGUCUCCACUGGGCUCCAUGUUGACAAAUCUGACUCUUCACGGGGCAUCUCCAGCCAUGGCUGCCUCCUCCUCAAGAAGGCACAUACUUCCCUCAGAGCAGCCCUCACACCCUGCUCUGACGGGAUUUCUGCUUCUUUCCCACCACCCCUGGGCCACUCGAGGACAGUGAGUUUGCUUCUGUCUUUGUGCUCCAGAGGUGCUCCCACGCAGUAGGCACUCAUUACAGGUGUGUUCCAUGGAGGUGACCUGAGGGUGGAUGGACGCCUGUCAGGAAACCCCACCUGCAGUUUGGCCCUCAGCCACGAGGUGGCGCUGCAGGUGGCUUUGCGUGACACUUGGACAGAGGCUGCAGGUGAUUCUGGAGGAGUGUGGAGUCUCUUGGUUUCUCUCCCAGAGCAUCCACAGGGCAGGUAGAUGUGAGAGGCAGAGAAACCCGGGGUAAGAGAAUGACAUCUGGAAAGUGGAGCCAGGUGAGAUGCCCCGGGGGUAUCCCCAGAGGAUAUCUGGUGAAGGCGAUCCCCCACUCACUGUCUUGACAGGGUCACAGUGAAAAUAAGUCCUGGCAAAGCCACUCUCCCACUCUCUUGACAGGGUCACAGUGAGGAUGAAUGCUGGCAAAGCCGCACUGGUUGGUGGGAAACCGAAACCAUGAGACCCUUUUUUAUAUAAUUGGGACUUUUCAUUUUCAUGCUCAUGUUCCUGACAGGAGUCAUGAGUAUGUUAAAUGCCAAACAAAUUUCAGAUGGCUAGAACAUAACAGGUAGUUCAUGUCUUGAAGGCUGUUUUACUACCCCUCAGCAUAUCAAGGACAAAGUAGAAGGCUGUUCUUCUAUCUCAGUACAUUGAGGACAAAUCUGAUAAUGGACAACAAUCAUCCUCUGAAAGGUCACGAGAAUUUUAGGCACCACAUUGAUUUUAUCAACUAGAACCCAAGCUCAUAUUUCCAGCCUCUUAGAAAAUCUAAUCAUUAUGUUUAUUUUACAAAGCCCACCAUAUGUAGUCUCAUUCUUGAUUGAGGAAAGUUAUAUUAUACACUUAGGAAAGUUAAAACAUAUAAGUAUAUAUUCUUCUCUUUUUAUAAACCCUUUUUUACUUUAUAUAGGAAUUUAUGAUGAGCAUAGUUAAUAUUGGCGGAAAGUGGACUGAUGUUUAGAACUUACUUUCUAUUGAGAAAGAUUAUAAAGAUAUGAGAACUAGUGCACCUUGACUGAGAAACAAAGAAACUCUUUGAGAAAGCAGCUCAACCAGUUUUAUGAGAAUAAAUUUAGGAAUUAAUUAAAUUAGCUUUAUAAGAUAUAUUUUUAGAAUAAUAUUAGAAAUACUAUCCUAUUUAGAUUUUGGGAUUUAGAAAUUCUUAAGUUUUUAGUUGUAUGGGUUUCUGAUAUGUUUUGAGAAUUAUUUAUAAAUUUUAGGAUAUUUUAACUAUAAGAUUUAAGGGGACUUUUUUAGAUGGGAAUUUUAGAUUAGAAAUAAAGUAAAAGUGUACUUUAAACUUAAAGAUUAAUGACAGGUUAGGAGACUGAGAGUCUAGUUACAUAGUUUGGCAUUAGUUAAUAAGAAAAUAGCAUAUCUUGGGGAAAAUAGUAAAUCUUGGGGAAAUCUGAAAAAUGUAAAUUAGUGAUGCAUUUUAUUAAUGAUUUUGUACUUUUAAUAAUUAAAUAACUAAGGGUCAUAUCCUGGAAAAAUGGAAAUUAAUGUUACAUUUUUUGUACCUCUAAUCAUGGUUAAGGAAAUGUCAUGUCUUGGCAAAAGUUUUAAAUUGUAUAAUCAAUGACAUUCUGAAUGUAUAAUGAUGAGAAAAAUUGCAAUAAAAGAUGACCCAGAGAAAGCUGCAUUAGAGCUCUCUCUCUGGAGAUUGCUCCAA
Messenger RNA from Marmota monax (woodchuck), 4503 nucleotides. Its product is annotated as SLAM family member 9-like. Lineage: Eukaryota; Metazoa; Chordata; Mammalia; Rodentia; Sciuridae. The transcript is spliced from 5 exons. The record is from RefSeq and is a predicted model, not a curated record. The coding region runs from base 62 to 949 and encodes 295 amino acids.